Messenger RNA from Racocetra fulgida, 217 nucleotides. Lineage: Eukaryota; Fungi; Glomeromycota; Glomeromycetes; Diversisporales; Gigasporaceae. The record is from the annotation of a GenBank genome assembly.
AUGUAUUACUCAUUAACUAUUACUAGUAAUCAUGAGCUAAUUGCUACUAAAAAUAGUAUAUCAACAUUUAAAAAUCAUGCUGAAGACUUUUUUGAAUAUACAGCAAGACAAACUCAAAUUAAUAAAAAUGGCUUACUUUGUGAAGUAACCCAAUAUUUAGAUGAAGCAAUAGCUAUGAAAGAAACUAAUAUACUUGAAUGGUGGAAACAUAAUAAUA